AUGUCAAGAAUUGAGGCGAUUCGGAUCGAGGACGAUUACGCGGAAUUGGCAAAGUCUCAAGAUACCGACGAAGAGCUCCGGUAUCACCCACAAGCAAAUGGAAUGGUGGAACGCAUGCAUCGUCAAUUAAAAGCGGCUGUCAUGUGCCACGGAGAAACCUGGUUAACAGCAUUGCCGCUGGUAUUAUUAGGCAUGAGAACCGCACUUAAAGAAGACUUGAAAACGUCUGCCGCCGAGCUACUGUACGGCGAGCCUCUUCGUCUCCCCGGCGAGCUCGUCGUUGCUCCAGAGAAAACAGCAGGUUCGGAGGUAAUGAUGGAUUUUGUUACUCGAUUGAGAAACCAUAUGAAAGGACUACGAGCCACACCCGCUGCCCAUCAUUCCCAACCAUCUUCAUUUGUUUUUAAAGACCUGAAUAUCGCGACACACGUAUUUCUCCGGGACGAUUCAGUGCGGCGCUCUCUGCAACCACCUUACACUGGCCCGUAUCUGGUCAAACAGAGGCAGGGCAAAACCCUGACCAUAGAUAUAAACGGCAGAGAGGCUACCGUCAGUAUUGACAGAGUAAAACCUGCACACAUAGACAGCUCGGAGCCCAGUCAAACUUCUGUUCUGCCGUUACCUGCUGCAGCACCUGCACCAGAUGCUUCUCCAGCGACAGUGCCCAUUCCAGGUCCUACUAUCCAUUCUCCAACUCCUGAUCCUAUACCUAUAGUCACUAGGGCAGGGAGGAUAGUAAAGCACAAGAAUAGGUUAGAUUUAUAA
This is a messenger RNA of Cydia splendana, 765 nucleotides long. RefSeq lists its product as uncharacterized. The coding region runs from base 1 to 765 and encodes 254 amino acids. Lineage: Eukaryota; Metazoa; Arthropoda; Insecta; Lepidoptera; Tortricidae. The transcript has 2 exons. Gene Ontology annotation, molecular function: nucleic acid binding. The record is from RefSeq and is a predicted model, not a curated record.